Messenger RNA from Mandrillus leucophaeus (drill), 1683 nucleotides. RefSeq names its product ATPase, H+ transporting, lysosomal 42kDa, V1 subunit C2 (gene ATP6V1C2). Lineage: Eukaryota; Metazoa; Chordata; Mammalia; Primates; Cercopithecidae. Gene Ontology annotation, cellular component: vacuolar proton-transporting V-type ATPase, V1 domain; lysosomal membrane. The transcript has 13 exons. The coding region runs from base 1 to 1287 and encodes 428 amino acids. The record is from RefSeq and is a predicted model, not a curated record. Gene Ontology annotation, biological process: proton transmembrane transport. Gene Ontology annotation, molecular function: proton-transporting ATPase activity, rotational mechanism.
AUGUCGGAGUUUUGGUUAAUUUCCGCCCCUGGAGAUAAGGAAAAUGUGCAAGCUCUGGAGAGGAUGAAUACUGUAACCUCCAAGUCCAACCUGUCUUAUAAUACCAAAUUCGCUAUUCCUGACUUCAAGGUUGGAACAUGUGACAGUAUUUUGAGGACAGCUUCCUACUCUGACCAGCUCUUUUUCUUCUCUCUCCAAAGCCUCAUAAGAAGAAUGGCUCAGAGCGUGGUGGAAGUCAUGGAGGACUCAAAGGGGAAGGCCCAGGAGCACCUCCUGGCAAACGGAGUUGACUUAACAUCCUUUGUGACCCACUUUGAAUGGGACAUGGCCAAAUACCCUGCCAAGCAGCCGCUCGUGAGCGUGGUGGACACAAUAGCCAAGCAACUGGCGCAGAUCGAGAUGGACCUGAAGUCCCGAACGGCCGCUUACAACACUCUGAAGACAAACCUGGAGAACCUGGAAAAGAAAUCCAUGGGGAACCUCUUCACCCGGACACUGAGUGAUAUUGUGAGCAAGGAGGACUUCGUGCUGGAUUCUGAGUAUCUCAUCACACUUCUGGUCAUCGUCCCCAAACCAAACUAUUCACAAUGGCAAAAAACCUACGAAUCUCUCUCAGAUAUGGUGGUCCCUCGAUCAACCAAACUCAUUACUGAGGACAAGGAGGGGGGCCUUUUCACUGUGACUCUGUUUCGAAAAGUGAUCGAAGACUUCAAAACCAAGGCCAAAGAAAACAAGUUCACUGUUCGUGAAUUUUACUAUGAUGAGAAAGAAAUUAAAAGGGAAAGGGAGGAGAUGGCCAGAUUACUGUCCGAUAAGAAGCAACAGUAUCAAACUUCCUGUGUUGCUCUUAAAAAGGGAUCAUCCACCUUCCCGGACCACAAGGUUAAGGUAACCCCGCUAGGUAACCCUGAUAGGCCCGCUGCGGGGCAGACCGACAGAGAGAGAGAGAGUGAGGGCGAGGGUGAGGGCCCCCUGCUGCGCUGGCUCAAGGUGAACUUCAGCGAAGCUUUCAUUGCCUGGAUCCACGUGAAGGCCCUCAGAGUGUUUGUGGAGUCCGUGCUGAGGUAUGGACUACCAGUGAACUUCCAGGCAGUGCUCCUGCAGCCGCUUAAGAAGUCAUCCACCAAGCGUUUAAGAGAGGUUCUAAACUCUGUCUUCCGACAUCUGGAUGAAGUAGCCGCUACAAGUAUACUGGAUGCAUCUGUGGAGAUCCCGGGACUGCAACUCAAUAACCAAGACUAUUUUCCCUAUGUCUACUUCCAGAUCGACCUUAGUCUUCUCGACUAGCAAGGCCAGCUGGCACCUGUGGCUCAUGUUCGUGCAGACUAUUUAGCCAGAGAAUGGUUCAAACGUCUUACAGAACUAAGAUUUUUUUCAGAGAAAUUGCUCACAAAAGUUAGUGACAGUUGUAUUUAUUUUUUUUAAGUUACAAUAAAAUGCUCUCAAGUCCUUUGAAGGUUCUAACAAAUUCAAAACUUCAUUUUUCUGAAUGUUUUACAUAAAUGCGAACUACAUGUUCGCAUUGGUAACCUGCUGCUGUAUUUCAUGUCUUAAUGGCUAUUCUGAGGUUCGUAACAACAUAGAAAGCCUUGCACUGUAUAACCAGCUAGAUUCCUUAAUAACUAGUCACUAGAGACAGCCCAAAGACAAAUACUGGGCGGGAAAUCAGUGCUCACUGCGCCC